AUGUCCAUCCCCUACCCACCCACUGCACCGCCUGCAACGACCUCGUCGUCCACCGUCCCACCGCCCACACCAAUAUCCACACGAAACCCGCUCCCACUAUCCGCAGCGCAAGAGGGCCAAGUGCGCGAUCUCUACUACAAACGCGUGCGUUCUCUCUGCGCAAACGAGAUAAGAGACUUCGCCUCCUGCGCGCUCAACCGCACUUUCUCAGCCACAUGGGCGUGUCGGCCGCAGCGGCUCGCCAUGAACAACUGCAUGGUUGCGCACGCGACGGUCGAGCAGCAGGACGCGGCUAGGGAGGAGUGGUUCGCGACCAAGGAUCAGCGGAGGAAGGAGAGGGAGGAGAAGGAGGCGAAGAGGAAAGAGGCGGAGAAGUUGCAUCAUGAAUAUUGGGGGCUGGAUGAGCAGGGGAGGAGGAUUUGGGAUGCGGAUAAGGCGGGAGGGAAACGGUGA
Messenger RNA from Coniosporium apollinis CBS 100218, 453 nucleotides. RefSeq lists its product as uncharacterized. Bases 1 to 453 code for a protein of 150 amino acids. Gene Ontology annotation, cellular component: mitochondrion. The transcript has 2 exons. Lineage: Eukaryota; Fungi; Ascomycota; Dothideomycetes. The record is from RefSeq and is a predicted model, not a curated record.